This is a messenger RNA of Melopsittacus undulatus (budgerigar), 1979 nucleotides long. It is a transcript of the gene REM1, whose product is annotated as RRAD and GEM like GTPase 1. Gene Ontology annotation, molecular function: calcium channel regulator activity; GTP binding; GTPase activity. Gene Ontology annotation, biological process: negative regulation of high voltage-gated calcium channel activity. Bases 51 to 908 code for a protein of 285 amino acids. The transcript is spliced from 4 exons. Gene Ontology annotation, cellular component: plasma membrane. Lineage: Eukaryota; Metazoa; Chordata; Aves; Psittaciformes; Psittaculidae. The record is from RefSeq and is a predicted model, not a curated record.
ACCGACACCGGCCCCGGGCCCCGGUGCUCGGCCGGCCCUGGGCGCCGCCGAUGACCCUGAACACGCAACGUGGGAGCCACAGCCCGCUCCGCCGCAGGGCCAGCACCCCCGUGCCGCGGCCGGGGCUCUCCGGUCACCCGCAGCUGGAGCACCGAGCCUCGGAGCCGGGCGCCAGGGCCGCCGGCCCCCGCUGCAGUUGGUCCUCCGAGUCCUCGGGCUCGUCCGGCGCUUGGGAGCCGCUGUACCGGGUGGUGCUGCUGGGGGACCCCGGCGUGGGCAAGACCAGCCUGGUCAGCCUCUUUGCCGGUGUCCAGGAGCGGGAUGUGCUGGAGCAGCACGGAGAGGCCGCCUACGAGCGCACGCUGUGUGUAGAUGGUGAGGAGACCACACUGCUCGUGAUGGACACAUGGGAGCCGGAGCAGCGGGGCAAGGGGAGCCAGUGCCGCAGCCAGUGCCUGCAGGUGGGGAACGCCUAUGUCAUCGUCUACUCCAUCACUGACCGGGGCAGCUUCGAGAGCGCCUCGGAGCUGCGCAUCCAACUGCGCCGUGCACGGCAGCCCGAGGACAUCCCCAUCAUCCUGGUGGGCAACAAGAGCGACCUGGUGCGGAGCAGAGAGGUCUCCAUUGAAGAGGGCCGAGCCUGUGCUGCUGUGUUCGACUGCAAGUUCAUCGAGACCUCGGCAGCUCUGCAGCACAACGUGGCCGAGCUCUUCGAGGGGGUGGUGCGGCAGCUCCGUCUGCGCCGUGGGGGCAAGGAGCCCCAUACACGUACUGCACCGCAGCACAGGCGCAAGGAGAGCCUCACCAAGAGAGCCCGGCGCUUCCUCGACAGGCUGGUGGCCAGGAACAGCAGCAAAGUGGCCCUCAAGUUCCGCUCCAAGUCCUGCCAUGACCUGUCUGUGCUCUGAGAGCCACCGGUGCCUGCCCAGCGCUCCGCACACCCGGGAUGGGACUGUCCUCUCCACCAGCAGUGUGGCCGGUGGCUCCGUGGAGAGCCCAGAUAGGACCAGAGCGAUGCUGAGGAUGUGGAGCUGGUUUAACCAGUGCUGAGGGAUGCUCAGGGUGCUCUGGAUCCGGCCACGUCCCCUCCAGGAACAGAGACAAGUGGGGCCAGGUCCCCUGGGCUGCACUCAUGGAGCAGAGGGUGGGAUCCUGGGUUACAGAUGCUCCUGGGCAGUGGAGGUGAGGAGUGGUUGUGCCCUGGGAGCGUGGCAGGUCCUGCUCAUGGUGCCCAUCCUUCACAGGACAGCAGGGACCAGUGAGGGCACCAUGGUGGUGACAACCUCGAGCACAUCCUGGAGCCUGGCUGGGGAGAGGGACCAGGGAUCACUGGCACCAUCACCAGGGGCCCUGUCCCACAUCCUGGCACUGGUGGUUCUCAGAGUGAGGUUUUUCUGCUGUGUCUGUACUGGUGCAAGGGGGAAACCCUCUAUCUGCAGAAUGAACCAUGCCAGGGGGUGCAGGUCCCUGCUGUGUGGAGCUGCAUCCUGGAGCCGUGUGGAUGGGUUCAAGCCCAGCUCCCUGCCCGUGGCCGCUAUGGGACGGGACGUGCCGGGCUGCAGCGAGGCGGAGGCUCCGGGGGCUGCUCCUGGGACGCCGCAGGGUAACCGGUGACCUCCGCAGCCCCGGCCCGGAGCCAGGGGGGAGCCGGGGUCGGGUCAGGAGUUUCCGCUCGCUCUGCGGCUCCAGCGUUGGGAGCCUCCGGUUGGGGCUGCUCCGAGCGGGGACAGCGGCGCAGGGGGACACGGAGCUACCGGUGAUGGUGGCUCUGUUCCAGGGCAGCGCUGCCCCCAGCACCGCCCCGGGUCCCGGUGCCACCGCUCACCCGGCGCCGCCGCACCGGGGCUGCGGGCUCCCGGUGCCGCUGUGGCUCCCGCAGCUGCAGCCGGCGGUUCCCUGCGGGGGGGCCGCGGAUGGAAACUUGGCAACGGGAGCAGAGGGGAGUGGAAAGAAUGAGCUCAAACCCAGAAAAAUGCGGC